Molecule: messenger RNA, 702 nt
Organism: Solanum stenotomum
Lineage: Eukaryota; Viridiplantae; Streptophyta; Magnoliopsida; Solanales; Solanaceae
Exons: 2
Coding region: 1-702 (233 amino acids)
Source: RefSeq, a predicted model, not a curated record
AUGAGAGAGGCCAAGGUGAGUGUAAGGGAAUACGCUUGGAGGUUCACUCAACUAUCCAAGUAUUCUUCUUCUAUUGUGGCGGAUCUUAGGGCCAAUAUGAGUAAGUUUGUAUCGAGUGUAUCCGACGUGGUAGUCAAGGAGUGCCGCACCGCUAUGCUUGUCCAUGACAUGUACAUCUCUCACCUUAUGGUGCACACCCAACAAAUUGAGGAAGAAAAGCUCAAGGGAAGAUAUAGAGAGGUAAAGAGGGCUAGAGUGGAUGAUGGCAACUAUUCACAUGCUAGGUCCGGUGGACGGGGUCGUCCAAGGUUCUGUCAAAAGUUCUCUGGGAAAGGUUAUACAAGUGCUCCUCCGAGGCCAAGGAAUGAGAGGAUUGAUAAUAAAAUAAGGGAUUUCUUUUCGGUUACUAGAAAUGAGGAAGACACUCGUCGUAGGGCUCAACUCUACCAUUCAUCCGAUCCAAGUGGCUCGGGUGGGAAUACUCCUAAACAAAACCGUUUCUACGCUCUCCAAACUAAAGGUAACCAAGAGGGCUCCCCGGAUGUGGUGACGGGUAUGUUAAAAGUAUUUUAUUUUGAUGUUUAUGCUUUGGUUGAUCCGGGUGCUACUUUGUCCUUUGUGAAUCCUUUAGUGGCUACGAGAUUUGAUAUGCUUCCUGAUUUAUUAUUGGAACCUUUUUUCUGUUUCUACCCCCAAUGGUGA